Messenger RNA from Hevea brasiliensis (rubber tree), 2138 nucleotides. RefSeq names its product protein DEFECTIVE IN MERISTEM SILENCING 3. NCBI's taxonomy places the organism in Eukaryota, Viridiplantae, Streptophyta, Magnoliopsida, Malpighiales, Euphorbiaceae. The transcript has 8 exons. The record is from RefSeq and is a predicted model, not a curated record. The coding region runs from base 454 to 1677 and encodes 407 amino acids.
AAAACUCAUGCCCUUCUCUGUCUUCCAUCUUUUUUCUUUGCCUUCUAACCCUAAACCAUAACAGCCAUAACUUCCGGCGCCACCACCUCCAGCCCUUAAUCUCUCCAUGCAUGACAGCCACCGCAUCACAAUCUUCAAUCGCUUUGUUUUCCUUUUUCUCACUCCUCUCUGUCGCCUCUUUCCCCAACGCCCAAUCUAACCCUAACCCAUACUCCCUGUCCUUUUCCGUGUUCUCCUACUUCUCAGUUUUUCAACAGAAAAAGUUAUCCUAACCCUAGACAACAAUUCCUUUGUUGUCUUCUUCUCAACGAAAAAAUCUAUGGAAUUAACAAGAUGGCAGCAAUACAUUCCCAUUUUCGAAGAAAUUAGGAAAUAGAAAAUAUCAAACACAGCAUCUCUACUAUCCAGUCCACUAAUUUGACAUGCACGUCUAUUUUUGACUUACCAGCUCUGAUGCAAGUUGAUCAGAAGGAAACUAGUAUUAUUCCAAGGGAUGAUGUGCAAAAUGGCGAAUUUUUACAGUCGCAAUCCAUAAUCUACGCUUCUAAGAAGCUUCAAGAUGAUCUACACGUGUUGGGACUCAAAAUCAAGCAGCAUGAGAAUAAUGUAAAGUUUCUGAAAAAUGAGAAAAAUAAAUUAGAAGAUUCCAUUCUGGACUUGCAAGUUAUUCUUGGUAAGUAUCAUUCUGCAACCCAGCCUAACAUUGAAAAUGAUCGCCGCUCGUCCAAUCAGAGUGAGGAGGAAACGACAGAACAGAUUCUACAGCAUGAAAAGUCUGCUGCAGGCAUUCUGUGUCAGCUGAGAUUGCACUAUGGCACUUGUGCUUCUCAUCUUACAUUGACCAAGGAUGUGCUUGGCAUUGUUGCUACGCUUGGCAAAGUCAAUGAUGAUAACCUUAGCAGGCUUCUUUCAGAGUACUUAGGAGUAGAGACUAUGUUGGCAAUUGUCUGUAAGACUUAUGAAGGUGUUACAGCUCUUGAAACAUAUGACAAAGAAGGCCACAUAAAUAAUGACUCUGGUCUUCAUGGCCUUGGUGCUUCUAUUGGGAGGGCUCUGAGUGGUCGAUUUCUUGUCAUUUGUCUUGAAAAUUUAAGACCUUUUUGCGGCGAAUUUAUGGCUGAUGACCCACAAAGGAGGCUUGAUCUUCUAAAUCCAAAAUUGCCCAAUGGGGAGUGCCCACCUGGAUUUAUUGGCUUUGCUGUAAAUAUGAUCCAUGUGGAUUCUACAAGCUUGUUUUAUGUCACAUCCAGUGGAUAUGGCCUCCGGGAGACUCUAUUCUAUAACCUGUUCUCUCGUCUGCAAGUUUAUAAAAGUAGGGAAGACAUGUUGCUUGCUCUUCCUUGUAUAACUGAUGGAGCCAUUUCAUUGGAUGGAGGGAUGAUUAAGGCUACUGGUUUAUUUUCCCUAGGCAAUCGGAAUGAUGUGGAUGUAAGAUUCCCAAAACCUUCUCUGGCUGCGAAUUUACCUGACAACUACAGUGAAACUGAGAAGCAGCUCUCGGGGAUGAAAUGGAAAAAGGACAAAUUGAUGGAGGAUGUUAAGCGAGAACAAUCACUGCUGAAUGCUGCAAAGUACAGCUUUGAGAGGAAGAAGGAAGAGUUUGUUAAGUUUCUGGCUGAAAGCUCAGCAUACGCAACUCAGAUGCAAGCAGGACAUGACAAUUUCAACCCCAGAUGAUAUUUAGACGGAAGAAAUCCUGUUUUUUAAGAGGAUAGGAACUCAAAUGACUGACAUUGUCAAUUUAUAGUGAAGUAUUUCUCUUAACCGUUCUACUUUCUGGGUCUGGAUGAAGAAUUGUCUUGCUACAAGACGGUAGCGUGCAUUUUUCAGUUUCUGAUGUAAAUUGAUUCUGCAAAUUCAGUGUCCUGAAGCACAGCUGGUUUAUAGGCCUCCCUCAGUUGUUGAUAUGCUUGAGGGAAGGCUCUAAUCCCCAAUUGUCCAACGAAGAUGGAUUUUCCUUAAAGUUCUGUUCGUAUCAAUUGUAGUCUCCCUUUCUUUUGUUUGUUUUAGGACACUGAAUUUAAGUUCUGUUGGUGCUCUGUCAACCAGAUUGUAUAUACAUGUCAUAAUCCGAGGCUGUUAAUUUUGUAACAUUCUUGCUGAAACAGUUUUAUGAUCAACAGGUAUGUUUUUAACCA